Messenger RNA from Metarhizium brunneum ARSEF 3297, 1482 nucleotides. RefSeq lists its product as uncharacterized. Gene Ontology annotation, molecular function: FAD binding; oxidoreductase activity. Lineage: Eukaryota; Fungi; Ascomycota; Sordariomycetes; Hypocreales; Clavicipitaceae. The record is from RefSeq and is a predicted model, not a curated record.
AUGUGGGAUCAAUAUGCCAAUGAUACAUGUCUUCCGGAUCCAAGGGCUCCUUGCAGUGGGCAAGGCUACCCGGCCUAUGUAGUCAACGCGAGCACCCCCGAGCAUGUCAAGACUGGGGUGGACUUUGCGCGCAGGCACAACAUCAGACUUGUCGUCAAGAGCACCGGCCACGACUAUCUAGGACGAUCGAUUGCUCCCGGAGCCUUGUCAAUCUGGACCCAUUACUUGAAUAACAUCGAGUAUCACGCGGGACAGUUCAAGCUCAAUGGCUCAGGAAAAGCGAUUACUGGCGACGCCGUCACUGUUGGGGGCGGCACCGAAAUGUACGACAUUUACUCGGCAACCGACAAACAUAACCACACCAUCGUCGGAGGCGGUGGCAAAACCGUCGGUAUCAGUGGCUACAUCUCGGGCGGCGGUCACUCCAUCCUUGCUCCUCGAUUUGGACUUGCAGCAGACCAAGUACUCGAGAUGCAGGUGGUGACACCAAGAGGAGAAAUCUUGACUGUCAAUGAAGAUCGACACGCUGACCUCUUCUGGGCUCUGCGCGGUGGUGGAGGUUCGACAUUUGGUGUCAUUACCUCUAUUACUCUCAAGACACAUCCUACCCCAAAGAUCUUUGCGAUUAAUUGGAUGGCGCUCAUCCAGCCCAACUCGACCAACUUCAGCGACAUCAUCACUUACUUGGUAUCUCAAGUGCCUAGCUUGAUGGACGCCGGUCUAUCAGGAUACAGCUUUGUGGGAUACCAAGUGCCCAAGCCUGUGCCGAUCCCCGGCCUACCAGAUACCAUCAACGGCAUGUUCGGCCAUGCCGUUCUCCAAGAUGCCGACAGCGAGGACGACGUCGACCAGAUUCUCAAGCCACUGAAUGAGACGCUGAAAAAUAAGUGGCCCGGCGAGGUUGGGCUUUACAACUCGGUAGUCCCAUACAAGUCAUUUUUGGCCUGGUUUGACGACUACUAUGACCAGCAGACCGCCGGAAAUAGUAGCUAUCUUGUCUCGCGGCUGUUGGACAAGAAGACACUGACCACCACUUCUCCCGAGCUGACCAAGGCGCUCAUGGCACCGAUUCCGUACACAAAUUCAUACGCGGUAUUUAUGGUGGGAGGAAGGGGUGUCAAUGAUGCUAAACCAAGAGGAGGAGGCAAUGCCGUCCACCCCGCGUGGCGAAACGCCUAUGUCCAUGCCAUAACCGCCGCUGGAUUCCCGCAUUUCAAUACUACCGCACGUCUUGAAGCGAUUGAGAUUCUGCAAAGGGCGUUCCAACCGCUCCGAGACCUGACGCCCGAGUCUGGCUCCUACAUCAACGAGGCGCUUCCAUUUGAGAAGAACUUUCAGCAGACAUUUUGGGGAAGUAACUAUGAGCGUUUACUUGAGCUCAAGCGCAACGUUGACCCGACUGAUGUGUUUUGGUGUCUGCCGUGUGUUGGUAACGAGCGGUGGCAGGAGGGUGAGGAUGGCAAGCUAUGCAAGAUAAAGUAG